AUGAUGCCGGUGAUCGACGACCGUCAGGAUUAUGAGUACGCCCCGAAGAUGAAAUGGUACGACAUGAUGAUAGGAAAUGAAGUCACCGGCCAAGUCCUCAUGUCAGUACAAGUAUUGCAGGUUCCUGAAAAGUUAUUGAAAACUACCAUAUACAGUCCAGUACAAGAAAGUUUUUUUGCAUCUGGUGUCAGAGAACUUGAGAACACAGAAGCAGUUGAACCUCUACCACCGACCCUUAUUCCAAAAUAUAGUUCUUAUAAGGUGGACAUAUACUGGUGGGGACUGCGGGACCUGAGUGUAACCAGGAAGCCGUGUGUCGUUCUCGAGAUCGAGGACUUGACUUUAAAAUCGGAUAUAAUAAGUGAGAAGAGGAACAGCUGCAACUUUCCCAACGGUCGCUCUUCGCAAACGUUCGAGGCACCGCUGGACGAGGCGCAUUAUCCUCCUCUCAGCAUCCGACUCUAUGACAGCAGCACCUUUGGAAGAACACUGUUCUUUGGCACAUACAUCGUGAAGAAUCCUAUGAAAUAUUACGUUAACUGGUUACCGAAAGACGAAAGGGAGGAGUCAUUAAGAAGUGCUUCGAUAAUGUCCUCCAGCUUUACCGAAGUGAGACAAUCUCUUUACAUCAAAAAGAGCAACCCGAUUAUUAAGGAGAGCACGGAGACUAUAAGUGACACCGCCAUUCCCCUCAAAAGUCAAGUGAAACCAAGAAAAUGGCAGAGGUUAUUCAGCAGGAGAGAGCCGUCUGAAGAGGAGUACACCCUGCUGCCAAUGUUCACAAAUAAGGAAGUCAAAACUCCUGUCAAGGAGAUACCAAGUCAUGAGCCCAAGGAUUGGUGGAUGAGAUAUCUGUGCUCACAGAAGAUAUUCGAGUCGGAGCUGGAGCUGCAAUCAGAGUUCUCCAAGUUUAAAGACUGGUGCUCAACACUCAAACUAUACAACGGGAACAAAACUGGUAUACCGGAAAAAGACGAACAAUUGCACUGCGGAUAUCUGAAGGCCGGUAUUGCCUUGUACAAAUGGCCACCGCCCUCUUCAACAAUCGCAGUAAGCUCUUACGGAGUCGAAUUGAACAGGGGAUAUUUCAACGACCAUCCAAGUAACGAACCAACGAAAUUUCUAGUGCGCGUGUACUUGGUGAAAGCGUAUAAUAUAACGUCAAAAGAUUUUACUGGCAAAAGCAGUCCAUACGCCGUACUCAACUGCGGUACUAAGCAUUUGGGGGAUCGAACUAGCCACACAAUGAGGACUCUGAACCCCAUCUUUGGAAAAAUGUAUGAAUUCAGCUGUACUCUACCCGAAGACUAUCUAUUGACUGUAGCGCUGUAUGAUUAUGACCAAAACCAACCCGACGAAUUAAUCGGAAAAACUGACAUUGAUUUAGAGGACCGCAUAUACUCCAAGCACAAAGGACGCGUAGGGCUAUCUCUCGAAUACAACAUGGUUGGGCCUUACAAAUGGCGAGACUGCAUCAAACCCUCGGCAAUACUUGAAGAAUUGUGCCAAAAGAAUCACAUUCCCGCACCAAUUUACCCUGGCUCGUCAACUGUUCUUGUCAAUGGUGUAGAGUACAGGGACAACGAAAAAGACAGAGUUUACGGGUCCCCAGUGGAACGUAGGGAAAAUAUUUGUCUAACGCUUCUGCAUAACUGGCAUACGCUACCUAUUUGCGGAUAUCAUCUUGUUCCGGAACACGUUGAAACUAGAACUCUUUACAAUCCUGCGAAACCUGGUACCGAAAUGGGAAAACUACAGAUGUGGAUUGACAUAUUUCCCCUUGAUGUCGGUUAUUUUAUCCCGUCUCCUGUCGACAUAACUCCACGAAAAAUUGAAGAAUUCGAACUCAGAGUCAUAAUUUUGAAUGUCAAUGAUAUUAAAUUAAAUGAUGAGGAUAAUAAAAAAUCAUCUGAUAUAUAUGUAAGAGCGUGGAUCGGUUCUGUUGAACAAGUUCAACAUACAGACGUACAUUACAUUUAUCAGGGCGGAGUAUGCAAUUUCAAUUGGUGCAUGGUAUUUAACUUUCAAUAUCAACAUGCCGAAGGAAAGUUAGUUACAAAGGAAAAGGGGCCGUUUACGGAAGUGGAAGAACGAAUACCGCCAGUUUUAAUAGUACAGGUUUUGGAUGGCGAUUCUACAAGCUCCGAUGACUUCCUGGGAAAUGAAUUAGGUUCCUUACACCUAAAUUUGAACUCUAUGCCCCGAGGAGUGAACCUCGUCCAAACGUGUACGCUGGAUUCAAUGGAGAAAACGAAGAAGAUAAGUCUAUUUGGAUUGCGAACGAUUCGCUCCUGGUGGCCUUUGAAACUUAUAGAUAGAAAUACAGGAAGUGACAUGCCUGCUGGUUCAAUUGAAUUGGAACUAACGCUUUUGCCUAAAGAAACCGCAAUUCUUAUGCCCCUUGGUGUCGGGAGACAAAUGCCGUGCCCGAUUAUUCGACCAAUGUGUCAGACGAAAAAGAAACAAGAUAAAAAUGCCAAAUCUCGCAAGUGCAAACUAAAAUGUAUUAGCGGCCGCGGCCCAACCCGCUUCGCCCAUCAUUUCACCGCGCGCUAUGGCCAUAGCAACAGCGGCGAAGCUCGCACCGUGUUGUCGACGCGCGUUCUAAAAACUCUGCUCCGGCGUAGCGAUCGUGUGCGGGCCUAC
Iphiclides podalirius (scarce swallowtail) is the source of this 2646-nucleotide messenger RNA. The record is from the annotation of a GenBank genome assembly. Lineage: Eukaryota; Metazoa; Arthropoda; Insecta; Lepidoptera; Papilionidae.